This is a messenger RNA of Haliotis rufescens (red abalone), 480 nucleotides long. RefSeq names its product keratin-associated protein 10-8-like. The coding region runs from base 1 to 480 and encodes 159 amino acids. NCBI's taxonomy places the organism in Eukaryota, Metazoa, Mollusca, Gastropoda, Lepetellida, Haliotidae. The transcript has a single exon. The record is from RefSeq and is a predicted model, not a curated record.
AUGGAGGAGGUGUGCAUGAAGGAAAUAUGUCUGAGGGAGAUAUGCAUGAAGGAGAUAUCAAUGAAGGAGAUAUGUAUGAGGGAGAUAUGUAUGAGGGAGAUAUGCAUGAAGGAAAUAUGCAUGAAGGAGAUAUGUAUGAGGGAGAUAUGUAUGAGGGAGAUAUGCAUGAAGGAGAUAUCAAUGAAGGAGAUAUGUAUGAGGGAGAUAUGUAUGAGGGAGAUAAGCAUGAAGGAAAUAUGCAUGAAGGAGUUAUCAAUGAAGGAGAUAUGCAUGAAGGAGAUAUGCAUGAAGAAAAUAUGCAUGAAGGAGAUAUCAAUUAAGGAGAUAUGCAUGAAGGAGAUAUGCAUGAAGGAGAUAUCAAUGAAGGAGAUAUGCAUGAAGGAGAUAUCAAUGAAGGAGAUACGCAUGAGGGAGAUACGUACGAAGGAGAUAUGUAUGAAGGAGAUAUUCAUGAAGGAGAUAUGCAUGAAGAAUGUAUGA